AUCGAUAUCGGCAGCCAGCGCACACAUAGUGCAAAAGAGUUUGCGAAAAAACCUGGACAAAAAGAUAAAUUGAUUGCCUUCCGCGCAGCUUGAGGAAGCAGGAGUUGCCCGACGACCAGUGCCGUGGAGUGCUCUAUCCACGUGGCCGUGGUGGCACCAAGAAGCUAGCGAUACCCUCGCCACUGGAGUGCUCCCAUCUUCCACCUCCUCCAACUCCGUCUUGGGGCAAAAGGCAGAAAAGCAGCAGAGACUUCGUGACGAGCAGCGGGGCAGCGGGGACUGGCACUGGGCUGCUGGGUCUAGCGUGGAAAUAAACAAACGGGUCGGAUUCCGGGUCCGGGUCGGAGGAACGGGGCGUGGCUCGCUAACCAGCGGCUUGGCAAACAAAACCGGAGGCGGCAACAAGUAGGCGGCAGGCAUGGACGUGUCGCUCACUGAAGCGGAGACGCGAUUCUACAGUGAGCUGUUCCAAUGCUGCGACGUGGAGAAGACGGGCAAGGUGCCCAUGCUGAAGGCGACCGAGCUCUUCCGCUCGGCAGACAUCGCCAACGAGAUUGUGAUUGAGAUCACCGGGCUGGCGGGGAUUCCCUCUACGGCAUUGCACAUCUCGCGGACGCAGUUCUACUCAUGCCUGAAGCUGAUCGCCGCCCACCAGGCGGCAAUGCCGCUGCGCCAGGAGCUGAUCUUGGCCACUUUUCCGCUACCACUGCCGCACUUUAGCUGGAAGGAGGCGGUCACAGCUCCGGUGGCUGUCGAAAAUGGAUUGGCUGCCUUGCCCCCGCCGCCGCCCACAGAUCGUAGGAACUCGCUGCGUCGCAACUCGCAGCAGGAGCAGCUGCAGGACACUUCUGAUGUGCCCAGCACCGACUCCGAGGUGGAGCAAAACGAAUCCGUGGACGAGGCGACGGGCCAUGGACGUGGCACGGAUGGCAGCGGGAUCGUCAGCAGCAGCAGCCGCGAGAAUGUUGGGCGACGCCGAGGCGGCGGUGCUGCUGGUGGUUCUCCCGAAGCCUGGAGCACCAACAGCGACAGCCCCACACCCACCAACAGUGUGGCCCUCUGGCAGGGAUUGUUGGGCGACGAGCACCGCCAGCUACUGGGCACGGAGGAGGAGUCCUCAGAUCGCCACAGCAGCGAUGAUGAGGAUAACGAGAGCGAGCUGGUGACCAUCUACGAGAUAACUCCGGAGCAGCGCGAGUACUAUAACAAGCAGUUCAGAACGGUCCAAAGGGAUCCACAUGGACAGCUAUCCGGCCAGGCAGCAAGAAUCUUUUUCGAAAAGAGUCGCAUUCCUGUAGAGGAGUUGCGUCACAUCUGGCAAUUGUGCGACGUUACCCGUGAUGGAGCGCUGAGCUUGUCCGAAUUCACGGCCGCCAUGCACCUGGUGGUUCUGAGACGGAACAACAUUCCGUUGCCCACCAGCCUGCCCCACUGCCUGCAUCCCAACGUGCUCCAAGCAGCUGCGUCUGGCAGUGGACAGGGAGUCACCUCCUCAUUGUCAGCUGCGCUGCCUCAGGAGCCGCCUGAGGCUGAUCUCCUGCAUCUGAAUGAUGACGAUGAGGACGACCACACGGACAAUACAAUCAUAGCCGGCAAUCUCAGCGGCGGCAGUUCCACCAGCAAGCCGCGUCCCAACGUGCCCAGCGACAAGAACAUCAUGAAUCUGAGCAGCAUUUCCACGUCCUCGCAGGCAAGCAACAGUUCCAGGCGUGAGGCCACACCGCAGAAUUCUUUGGCCAAGAACCGCAGCAUCUCGAACUCACCUAGUGUGGAAAAAGCGGUGACGGGGGCUGUUUCAUCUACUGCAAAUGCUGUAGAUGCGAGCAACGCCUCCACCCAGUGGACAAAGUUCAGCGAAUCUCCCACAACAAGUGCUGCUCCGUUGCAGACAUCCACUGUUGUUGCUGCCGGAGCUGCUGCUCCUGCCGUCUCUAGUCCCGGGCUAAAACCAGCCCUGUUCGACAUGAAGCGCUCUGCCCAGGAUGUGGUCUCCAAUCCACAGAUCCUACACCCAGUGCCGCUAAGAGUGACGCCCAUAGGCACCGCCAUCGCUUCCUCGGCUGAGUCAUCCAACGACAAUGAAAGCGUUGUGGUUCUGCGCGAGGAUAGUCCCAAGGCCAUUUCUUCGACCACAGUCAACAAUCAGUCAUCUGGAUCUGCUGUUUCAACGGGAGUAUCGGGAGCCACAGGCUGCCAUCGCGAGAGCAGCGAUCUGCGUGCCAUCCAACGGCCUCAGGCCAAAAAGCUGCCGGCCAAGAAUAGUGCAUUGCCACCGCCACCACAGCGAGAGCCGAGCAUCGGAUCUACUGGACCAAGUGAGCCCUCGGAGCCACAGGUUGCUUUCGUGGCGUCAUCGUUGGCGUCCAAGAAGGAACCACCGCCUUUGCCGCCGCCGAGACCACAUCGUCAUGCGCGAAGCAGCAGCCUGGAUUUAAACAAGUUUAAAAUGGGCGCAACGGGUGGUGCCCAGCAGGCGGAGAUCACUGCGCAGGCCAGCUUCGAUAUGCAAACCUCAACAGGGUUUGCCGAUUUCACGCACUUUGCCGACGAAGGCGCCGCGAACGUCGUGGACGAACAGCAGCUACACUCUUUGCCGCCGACAGCACCUCCUCCACAGGCAGCAGUGGUGCCGCCCACGAGGAUUACUCUUCAGCAGGCUCAGCAGCGCGUUUCCGCUUUCGAGGUUUACCGGAAGCCGCAGACGCCGCGCGGAUCGCAAUCGCCGCCCCAACAGCCUCCACCGCCGGCUCCUGCUCUGGGACUAGCCACGCAAUCCGGCCAGCUGCCCAGCGCUGAGAGCUUUGAGAAGCGGGUGACCGCCAUAAGCGACUCGCUGCGCCACGUGUCCUUUAAACAUGGUCAGGCCGGCACCACGGAGGUGUUGCAAAGGCUGCGUGAGCAGAACAAUUCACUGCUCCACCUGUGCAACGAUUUAAGCGACGAGCUGUUGAACGUCCAGACGCGCAAGGAGGAGAUGCGACUCAAGCUGGAGGGACUCAGUGCCGGUGAUGCUACCGGCCGAACGAGCUCGUCGAUAUCAGCCCCGGUGACAGCGAAUGUGACCGGUGGAUCCUCUGGUUCGGCAGGUGCUGCUUAUACCAACGUUUGAGCAGCGAAAAAUAAUCAUGUUUACUGGGGUGAAUCGAUUUGUUCGACAAUUUGCUUGUUGGACAACUUUUGAGACACGUUUCUGUCUAAGACCUUGCAUCUAUUUUUAUUAUCUCUAAAGCCAAAAAUUUAACAUUCCUUUUAAUGUGUUAUCAUUUUUCUAAAGCUAUUAACUAAAUCUUUUUUCUAAACUGCAUACUAGACUUAUAUUGGUCCUUAGACUGCCUUUAUAUAACAAUUAUUUGGUUUCCAAAAAUGCUAAAAAAGAAUAUUACGAUAUCUAAGUGAAUGCUAAAUGUGUUUUCUAACAAAUGGCACAGUUAAAUAUUACAUCAAAAAAGUUGUGAUGAAUUCAACCUUGACUAACAUUCACUUGUUUUUCAUUCAAACAAAUCGAUCCACCCUUAAUGUUUAACACUUAUUUUGUUGUUUCUGUAUGUUGCAAGCACAAUUCACUGAUCGGGGUAUUUACUCAACGAUAAGACUGAGCAAUCAUUUGAGUAAGCAAACCAAAUUUCCGUCAAAAUUGCUUCUUAUUCAUGAAAAUGUUUACACACAGUCUGUGGACAAACGAUCACAAGAUAAGUAAACUUUUAUAUUUCGUGAAUUCAAAUUGCUUACUCAAAAGUUGGCUCAGUUUUAAACUGAUAAAACCGAUGAAGCAGGUACCGCGUCCGUUUAUGCAUUGAAGUUGCUAAUUUAAUUUGUAGGCUAGUUAAAUCUCAAGAACACAAACAAAUCAUGCGAGAACAACAACAAUAAUGCCGCCUCUAUAGAUAUUUAUGCAGAUCGAUUUAUAUAUAUAUAUGUAUAUGUAUAUUAAGAGAUAUAUGUAUAUGCGCUUCUCCUAAUUGUUCGCUUGACAGCCACCCGUAUCUCACCCUCACCCUAGUGAUUAAUGAAACUGCCACAAAGUGGUCCAAUCCCAGCUGUAAUAUUUCCUGCUGCGAGGGCAUUUUUAUUUCCAAUUUGCUAUUUAUUAAUGUUGUGUGUAUGCCUCGAAAAUGUCCCCUUCUAUUCAUUCCGGCAAUGAAAACUAACUUAGAAAACAAAAAGAAUCACAAAAACGAACCUAAAAAGAAAAAUAAUAAAAAGCCUGGCUUAAUGUUUAAGUAUUAGAAAAGUCAAAGGUAAAAAUUCGACAUCAAACUAAUUUCCUUGAAAGCUUAGCUUAGGUUUUUCAAAAAAUAUAUACCUAUUAAUAUAUUUUCUAUCUGUAUAGUGUACACGAAUACACAAACUACUUGAUAUUAUGUACAUUUACCAAAAUUUCUGUCUACGACUAAAGGAAAAGAAAAUAAGAUUGAAACAGGAGACAAAUUUAAUUUACCCGGACCACUAAAUGUGUACGUAUAUGCUAACUUCGAAUUUAUCAGAUAUACCGGCAUAUAUCACUUCUUUUGCAUACUUAAAACCACUAGAUGUAUGAGUUUUUCUUCAACUUGUUAAACAUUUUCAAAGACCUACCACACACAAUCACACGAAAAACGAAACAAACGACAUGUAAUGAAAAGAAAAAAGUGAUAUUGAAACACUAUGUAAGCAUAUUAUUACGUGGCUGCGUAAUCAAUGUGUAUUGUUUUGAUGGAUAUACAUCUCUAUGAAUAAAGAUAAAUGUAUUAAGUUGAUGUUGAAAUGCUAAAAAAAAAGUAAUAAAAACGAAAGUGCAACGGAA
This is a messenger RNA of Drosophila rhopaloa, 4783 nucleotides long. RefSeq names its product ralBP1-associated Eps domain-containing protein 2 (gene Reps). Gene Ontology annotation, biological process: endocytosis; endosomal transport. The transcript is spliced from 7 exons. Bases 419 to 3109 code for a protein of 896 amino acids. Lineage: Eukaryota; Metazoa; Arthropoda; Insecta; Diptera; Drosophilidae. Gene Ontology annotation, cellular component: plasma membrane; cytoplasm. Gene Ontology annotation, molecular function: protein binding; calcium ion binding. The record is from RefSeq and is a predicted model, not a curated record.